Molecule: messenger RNA, 291 nt
Organism: Lathyrus sativus (Indian pea)
Lineage: Eukaryota; Viridiplantae; Streptophyta; Magnoliopsida; Fabales; Fabaceae
Source: the annotation of a GenBank genome assembly
AUGGUCUGCGAGAAAUGUCAGAAGAAGUUAUCAAAGGUGAUAGUACCAGACAAAUGGAAGGAAGGAGCCAGUAAUACUACUGAGAACGGUGGCCGCAAGAUCAACGAGAACAAACUCCUCUCCAAGAAGAACAGAUGGACCCCUUAUGGAACUACCAAGUGCAUCAUUUGCAAGCAGCAAAUGCACCAGGAUGGCAAGUACUGUCACACCUGCGCCUACUCAAAAGGAGUUUGUGCGAUGUGUGGCAAACAAGUUCUCGACACCAAGUUUUAUAAGCAAAGCAAUGUGUAG